Astyanax mexicanus (Mexican tetra) is the source of this 1417-nucleotide messenger RNA. It is a transcript of the gene ognb, whose product is annotated as osteoglycin, paralog b. The transcript has 6 exons. The record is from RefSeq and is a predicted model, not a curated record. The coding region runs from base 123 to 1007 and encodes 294 amino acids. Gene Ontology annotation, molecular function: protein binding. NCBI's taxonomy places the organism in Eukaryota, Metazoa, Chordata, Actinopteri, Characiformes, Acestrorhamphidae.
GUCUCUCCUUUCUUCCAGACACACACACGACACACACUGCACUGCACUGGCCCUCUCAGUGCAGCACACACACACACACACACACACUGAGAAGGGCGAGCUCUGCUGCUCGGCUGGAGAAGAUGGAUAUGAGGAUGUUAAUUUUCUCCGUUCUGAUUGUGCUGUGGACGUUCUGUGCAGCAGCACAAAAUGAGAGGAAAGUGGAGCCUCGAAACAGAAUUCAAGCAAGAGGACUGCGCCUAACACUUCAAACAGCUGCUAAUAAUACUUUCAUGGAGGUGAAAAAACCUAAGAAAAAGGUUAUUGAAGUCCCAGACUAUGAAACUCCUGUUGAUGAUGACCAAAGCCCAGCAGCAGGAAAAGACGCAGAUGCAGAUCUGCCCACUUGCCUACUGUGUGUGUGUCUGACUGGAUCCGUGUACUGCGAGGAGGUCAGCCCAGAGAUGACAACAGUGCCAGCCUUACCAAAGGAAACUACGUACCUCUAUGCACGCUUCAACAAAAUCACCAAAAUUGGCAGCAAGGACUUUGCUGACAUUGCCACACUGAAAAGAAUCGACCUGACUGGCAAUAUCAUCUCCGAGAUCGAGGACGGAGCUUUCUCCAAACUGGACCAACUGGAGGAACUGACGCUGGCAGAGAACCGACUGAUUAAACUCCCGAUGCUGCCUUCAAAACUCACCUCCCUCAACGCCAAUCACAAUCUACUCAAAACCAAAGGCAUUAAAGCAACCAUUUUUAAGAAACUCAACAAACUGGCAUAUCUCUACCUUGGUGACAACGAGCUGGAGGCUAUUCCACAACUUCCCGAGAGUCUGCAUGUCGUCCACCUUCACAACAAUAACAUAACCACCCUGACGGACGAAACAUUCUGCAAAGGCAACGACACUCACUACAUCAGGUACAACAUGCUGGAGGUGCGGCUGGACGGGAACCCUCUGAUACUGGCCCAGCAUCCCAACAGCUUCAUCUGUCUGAGGUCUCUACCGAUCGGACACUACAAGUGAGCAGGAGAGACAGAGGGGAGUACGUCUACAGAGCGCUCCCUCUGUGACUGGCCAACUGGCAACUGGCCUCACUCUGAUGAAGUUUGGCUGUUAUUUCAAGCACUCUUAGCAUCUGCAUAAGCUUAACUCAAAGCUUUGUGUCCAAGUGUUAACUUCAUCAUUAAGAUAAUGGUUUUAAGGGCAUGUGGCAUAUAGAAAAGAAAACCUCUGUAAUGUAUAUCCAUUUUAUACAUUUUUAUUAUUAUUUAACAUGGCACAGAUGAAGACGACUGUGAGAAAAGCUGCAGCAUAUUUAACACCAGUAAGGAAAGUGUUACAUUAAAUCAGUGAAUUUGGAAAAUAGUUUAUUUCCAAACAUUCUGUAAUGCAGCGAUAUUCAAAUCUUUCACUAAUAAAUACUUUUGAACAAA